AUGACAGAAACUACACAGAACACAUUAUCUUCAGAAGCAAAAAAAUUAUAUCACGCAAAACUCGAGCGGGUUAUUCUCAAUACCUACGAAACCCUGACGGCGUGGAAAAAGUAUGAAACCGAUUAUAACGCUUUGAAGACGACCUUGGAAGAUUUAUCUCAAGAAACAGAGUAUAGAAUUAUGGUACCAAUUGGCAGGCUUGCAUUUAUGCCUGGAAAGCUUGUUCACACGAACGAAAUCUUAGCAAUGCUCGGUGAUAAUUGGUUUGCUGAACGUUCAACUAAACAAGCCAUCGGCAUAGUCGAUAGGAGAUUGGAAAUGGUAAAGAAAACUAUAAAUGAUCUGGAAAUUCAGCUUGAAAAUCAAAAAACGAAGAUCGGUUUAACAUCCGAUGUAUUAAGAUUUGCAAACAUAGAAAAAGAGGUAAAUGAGGAAGGGCUACCUAUUGUAGAGAUACAAGAAAUUGAAGAGAAUGAAUUGCAAAGUCGAAUAACAAAAGAUGAAAAAAAUAAUUUAAAAAAUAGCGAGAAACAAAUAGGUCAAUCACAAGCUAAAUCCGAUGAUACCAGCUUUUUGGAUAAGUUCCUGGCUGAAGAAGAGGAAGAAUUGAGACGUGGAGAAGCAUCAGAAUCAAAUGAAGAAA
Dentiscutata erythropus is the source of this 643-nucleotide messenger RNA. Lineage: Eukaryota; Fungi; Glomeromycota; Glomeromycetes; Diversisporales; Gigasporaceae. The record is from the annotation of a GenBank genome assembly.